UCGUUGUAAGAAUGGUGGUGCAUUCUGAGUACUUACAGUACGUCACCUUUGUGGAUCGUGUGUUUUUUUUCACGCUGCAUGUCGCAUGUAAUACUAACAGCAGAAGGUACCCAGUAAAUCUUGAAUAGGUUUGUUCUGUGCUUUUCCCCUAUUUGCCGCCACAGUUUCUAUACGAUGAACUUGGCUUUUCCUCGCGCAACCACUCAGCUCUUAUUCAGUUCUGUUAGCGGGCAAUGGGCACAGACAGGACAGCGGAUGGUUCGCACCAUCUUCUCCAGCAAAAGCUCCGGCUCAGGCAAGAGCUUCAAGGAGGGCGACACGCUGCCCAAUGAUUCCGUGCUGGUUGAGAAUGACCCGAUGAAGAAGCUCUGCGCCUCGGAGAUCUUCGGCCAGAAGAAGGCCGUCAUGUUCGGCGUGCCGGGAGCCUACACGCCGGGAUGUAGUUCGAAACACGUGCCUAGCUAUUUGAACCGCCACGGUGACUUUCAGAAGAAAGGGGUGGCCACCAUCGCCUGCCUCUCCGUCAACGACCCCUUUGUGAUGCAAGCGUGGGCGCGAGAACUAAAGACCGAAGGCAAAAUUCGCAUGUUAGCCGACCCACAGUGCAAAUUCACCAAAGCCAUUAAGAUGGAGAAAGACUUUACCGAACUUUUGGGAAACUGGAGGAGCAAAAGGUUUGCCAUGAUUAUCAACAAUGGGAAAGUGGUGAAAAUGUUCGUAGAGCCCGACGGCACUGGUGUCACUUGUACUAUGGCCGACAACGUCCUCAAGGCCUUAACGGAAGAUGACCAGUGUGCACCUUCCUAAUCAAUGUCUAGCUUCUUUCAAUACAGCCAUGAUGUUAGCCGUCACAAAUCUAUUGCUUAGUCGCAUUAUUAAGCAAAAUUUAACCUGCCAUCAUGAUUUUUGACAUAAACGUCUCUGAUAUUAACAAUGUGGAUAGAGUUUACGUAAUUGUGCUCAUCGAAAGAGCCAACACGGGGCAGAAACGCCACAAAAUUAAGAAACGUGAC
Molecule: messenger RNA, 1013 nt
Organism: Paramacrobiotus metropolitanus
Lineage: Eukaryota; Metazoa; Tardigrada; Eutardigrada; Parachela; Macrobiotidae
Product: peroxiredoxin-5, mitochondrial-like
Exons: 6
Coding region: 175-807 (210 amino acids)
Biological process (GO): hydrogen peroxide catabolic process; cellular response to oxidative stress; cell redox homeostasis
Cellular component (GO): peroxisome; mitochondrion; cytoplasm
Molecular function (GO): thioredoxin peroxidase activity
Source: RefSeq, a predicted model, not a curated record